AGGUCUUUGUCCUGAGGGCGUGGAAGGGAGGGUCCUUGGGGCGGGGAAGAUGCGCACUUCCCGCUUCGUGCGCUUUAUCCGCGUCUGCCGCUUCCCCACGUUCUUUUCGUCUGGCGCCGCUGACAUGUGCGGGCUAGUGAGCGAGCGCAGUCCUCACGGUGCCUACAGCAUGCCGACUUCCUCCCCGGGCCCGGGCCUCAGCUACUCCCGGCCCAAGACCUGGGGUUCGGAUCCGGCUCUUCAGAGCGCCCCGGGCGUCCGACCUCCCAGGCCUUCGCCGCCGGGCUUUGAGAGCGAGUUCCCCCAGGAUCGCCACGACGCGAGCAGCAAUGGGAACCCGCGCCUCCCCCACCUCUCCUCCGCGGGGCAGCACCUCUACAGCCCCGCGCCGCCCCUCUCUCAUACUGGAGUCGCCGAGUAUCAGCCACCACCCUACUUUCCACCGCCCUACCAGCAGUUGGCUUACUCGCAGUCGGCCGACCCCUACUCGCAUCUGGGAGAAGCUUACGCCGCUGCCAUCAACCCCCUGCACCAGCCGGCGCCCACCGGCAGCCAGCAGCAGGCCUGGCCGGGUCGCCAGAGCCAGGAGGGGGCUGGCCUGCCCUCGCACCACGGGCGCCCGGCCGGCCUGCUACCCCAUCUCUCCGGGCUCGAGGGUGGCGCCAUGAGCGCCCGCAGGGAUGCCUACCGUCGCUCCGACCUGCUGUUGCCCCACGCGCACGCCCUGGACGCCGCGGGCCUGGCCGAGAACCUGGGGCUCCACGACAUGGCGCACCAGAUGGAGGAGGUGCAGAAUGUCGACGACCAGCACCUGCUCCUGCACGAUCAGACUGUUAUUCGCAAAGGUCCCAUUUCAAUGACCAAGAAUCCGCUGAGUCUCCCUUGUCAGAAGGAGCUGGUAGGGGCUGUGAUGAAUCCCAGCGAGGUCUUCUGCUCGGUCCCUGGAAGAUUGUCCCUCCUCAGCUCCACGUCUAAAUACAAAGUGACAGUUGCUGAGGUCCAGAGGCGAUUGUCCCCGCCUGAGUGCUUAAACGCCUCGUUACUGGGAGGUGUUCUCAGAAGAGCCAAAUCUAAAAAUGGAGGCCGGUCCUUGCGGGAGAAGUUGGACAAGAUUGGGUUGAAUCUUCCCGCCGGGAGACGGAAAGCUGCCCACGUUACCCUCCUGACGUCCUUGGUAGAAGGGGAGGCUGUUCAUUUGGCUCGGGACUUUGCCUAUGUCUGUGAAGCCGAAUUCCCCAGUAAACCAGUGGCCGAGUAUCUAACCAGACCUCAUCUUGGAGGGCGGAAUGAGAUGGCAGCAAGGAAGAACAUGCUUCUGGCGGCACAGCAAGUGUGUAAAGAGUUCACAGACCUUCUCAAUCAAGACCGAACGCCCAACGGGAACAACCGACCCACCCCGGUCUUGGAGACGAACAUCCAGAACUGCCUGUCUCAUUUCAGCCUGAUUACCCACGGGUUUGGCAGCCAGGCGAUCUGUGCCGCUGUGUCUGCCGUGCAGAACUACAUAAAAGAAGCCCUGAUCGUCCUAGACAAAUCCUACAUGAACCCCGGGGACCAGAGUCCAGCUGAUUCUAGCAAAACCCUGGAGAAAAUGGAGAAACACCGGAAGUAAGACGGGAGUGAGCCACGGGGCCGAAGAGUCUGGAAGGAAAAAGGCCUCCAAAGUCGUUCUCGACCCGGACGGACUGGGAACCCCUCUUGCCUGGGGACAGUUGGUUACCCGCCUUCCCAUUAAAAAGGCCUCCAGCGAUUCCUGGAUCGUUUACGCGCCCUCCUGGAUUCCUUAGUGUUAUUUCUGUAGCGCUGAAGUGUGCGUCUCCUUGACUCUGGACAAGUCACUGGAAGGUGACAAGUAUUGUUUUAUUCUUUUGAGACCCAUUGUUUUCUCUGAAAGUGGUGCUACAAGUUUUAGAAUCUUUUAAAUCCGUUCCCCGGGCUCGAGAGAAAACCCACACGCGUAGCUGUUGAGAUAUCUGAUCGAUGGCCAUUCACAUCAACGGUAACUUGCAGUGUCAAGGUAAUGGUUGGCUUCUGGCGUCCACUAAAGAUUUAUCUAAACAAAGUAUUUAUCUGGCUUCUAGCUUCUUGAGAUGUCAAAUCCUGCAUACAGUAGGAAGCAAAGAUCCUCUCUGCUCAGCAACCAGCUUAUUAAUAGCUGGUAUUUGACACACAAACCCCUGGUUACAAGGGGCUCUUUGGGUUUUUACGAAACUUGUAGAAAUGAAGCCUGCUGAUGAUUUUGUGUUUUCUUUUGCUGUCUUUUUUUCUUUUUCUUUCUUUUUUUUUUUUUUUUAAACUCAGAGUUAACUCUUCAAAUGGGAGACUCGGAAAUGACAUGUUCCUUUAAGGUACUGAAGCUUUAUUUGCAUAUUUAUUUCACAUUUUGGUGUUUUGAGUAAACUUGAAAAGGGUAGGCAUGAAGCGUUUUUUUUGUUUUGUUUUGUUUUGUUUUUUGUUUUUUUUUUGGCUGCCCGCCACCACCAUGUCCCAUAGGAGGCUCUGUAUUUUGAGAAAACUGUGCGUUGAGUGUACAGAUGUUAUUUAUGCGUAAUUUAAUGGGGUCUGUAAAUAUGGGUGCACUUGAGACUUUUUGACAAAUGGGUUCGAUUUUAAUAUUAACUUUGAAAGGUGAUGGGGUAAUCUAAAACACUAAUUUAGGCUUUAUUCAUAGGUACGCAGGGUAUUAAGAAUUAAGAGGGUCUGGGCUCUGUUCUUGAUGCGGAAGAUUUCUAUUUAAUUGAAACUGUUCAAAAGCAAUAACUUUGGGUCUCGUUCCCAUCAUGCUGAACCGGAAGAUGGGUGUGCGGUACUGUGUGUGGGGGUGAAAUGGAGGUUUGGAAUUGAACUCCACAUCUGUAAACGUCCCCCAGAUAAUUAUUGUGUAUACGAUACCUGUAUAAUAAAAAGUAUUCUCGACAGAA
This is a messenger RNA of Neofelis nebulosa (Clouded leopard), 2921 nucleotides long. RefSeq names its product transcription factor AP-2 gamma (gene TFAP2C). The coding region runs from base 50 to 1612 and encodes 520 amino acids. Gene Ontology annotation, biological process: regulation of transcription by RNA polymerase II; regulation of cell population proliferation; anatomical structure development. The record is from RefSeq and is a predicted model, not a curated record. Gene Ontology annotation, cellular component: nucleus. Gene Ontology annotation, molecular function: RNA polymerase II transcription regulatory region sequence-specific DNA binding; DNA-binding transcription factor activity, RNA polymerase II-specific. Lineage: Eukaryota; Metazoa; Chordata; Mammalia; Carnivora; Felidae. The transcript has 7 exons.